AUGCGCACAUCUGUACAUGGCGACUUUUUGCACUGAAUGGGAACAGAAUGUAACAACAUAUGGAGAACAUUCGGCUCCAGCAGAAAAAGGACAGACAUGGCUGCUGUGGCAAAACCAGGCAGAAUGAAUGCUUUUUCUACAACUCACGAUUGGGAAUCUGCAGAUUAUGAGCCGACCCUUCCUGUGACAGAGAAGUCCAACCCGCUAACGCGCGACAUAGACAGAGCUUCAGCCUCCAGCAUCGUGAAGAUGCUGCAGGCCUGCGACGCCCAGAUGUUUCAGGAAAAGUCCCAAACAGAAUAUCAGAGACUUUUGAGCGAGGAAAUUGUGAAAACCUUAAUGGAGGUGGCCGAGAGGGUGCGGCUCAUUCUUAAGGAUCCUCAGGACAGCCUCGUCGUUCUGAGUGGUUGUGGCACUUCUGGCCGACUUGCAUUCUUCAUGGCGUCAGGAUUUAACAGAGAGCUGCAGCGGCUGAACUACGCCCCCAUUUGUUCGUACGUCAUUGCAGGAGGAGACAGAGCUCUGUUUUCCUCUCAAGAGGCUCCAGAGGAUGACCCCACAUUGGGCGCGCUCCGUCUGAAAAAGGUUUCUGAGGGAAAGAAAAGAGUCUUGUUCAUCGGCGUCUCCUGUGGAUUAUCUGCUCCAUUUGUGGCCGGUCAGUUGGAUUUCUGCCUCCGGCAUCCUGAUGUUUACACACCUGUACUGGUUGGAUUUAAUCCUGCACAUCAGGCCAGGAAUGAGCCCCUACCUGGCUGCACGCUAACGUUUCGCAGUGUGGUGACCAGGAUGGAAGAGCUAGCCAAAACUCAAAAGGCUUUCCUCAUCAACCCGGCACUCGGGCCGGAAGCCAUCAGCGGCUCCUCCAGGAUGAAGGGAGGCAGCGCCACCAAGAUCCUCCUGGAGGUCGUCUUUUCUGCCAGCUUCUCAAGAACGCCCGUCACAUUCAAUGGGAUUCUGCAGCAUAUGAGAUCUUAUAAAAAAGCUCUAGACUUUACAUACUCGCAUUCAGAGGAGAUAGCUGUGCUGACGGAGGCUGCUGGACGCAGUCUGCAGUGUGGGAGGCAGGUGUGUUACCUGGGCUGGGGCUCCCUGGGUUUGCUGGGCCUUAUCGACGCCAGUGAAUGUAAGCCCACAUUCGGAGCAGACUACGAAGAUAUUCGGGGUUUUGUCAGCGGAGGCUACAAAGAACUCGGCAACAAUGAGGGCGAUUUGACUUUGAUGGGCCCUGAGUUCAGCAUCUCUCAUGAUGACUUUCUGGAUCGCGUCCUGCCCCGUCUCACGGACGACGACACCGUUCUGCUUCUCUACUCUGACUCUGACGAUGUCGACGAGGUGGCAAAGCUGGCACACAGAGUGAGAGAAAAGACACCGAACAUUCAUGCUGCUUAUCACCAGACUGAUGGAGGCACCGCUGCACAACAAGAUGACAUAAAUAAACUGUGUUCAUCCACCAUUAACUUCACAUGGUCCCAAGAAACACCCAAGCGAUUGCAACACAUGCGGGAGCUGUCCACUAAGCUGCUUUUGAACGCAGUGAGCACCGGAGCUCACAUCUUAAAGGGAAAAGUGUUUAAGAACUACAUGGUCGACCUGCAAGUCACCAACAGCAAGCUCUACCGCAGAGCCGCACGUUUACUGCAGGAGCUGUCCAGUCAUUCGGAGUCACAGAGCGAGGAAGCCCUGCUGAAGGCCAUUUAUCAAGUGGACAAGCUCAGUGAAGACAUAAUGACCUGCAGCUUGGAUACACACACACACACUGCCGGAAAGGCUAAGAAGGUCGUCCCAUUGGCUUUAGUCUGCCUGCUGACUGGCUGCUCUAUAAAGGAGGCGGAGACUCGUUUGGAGCACCAGCCAAUCGUCAGAGAGGCAGUGGAGGCGUGUUUGAAGUCAUCAUAAGGUCACAAUGAUCAUACAACGAUGAACUCUGCGGCUAAAUGACACCCAAAGGUUCAAAAAUCAUUAAAACUGAGUCACUAACAAUGCAUUUCUGCAUUUAAGCACUAAAGAAACCUGAUUACAAACUGAUAUUUGAACACUAUACACACAGCCAAACAUGGUGGAGGUGGCGUCAUGCUUUGGGGUUAAAGGAUUUUGUCAAGGAGGGUGAAGUUAUGAACCUAACAUCUUUCAGGUGUCUGAUAGAAAUCUGAAGGAUUAGGCAAAAGUCUAGAAAAAAUGUCUCUGUGAAUGAAAAAUUUAUAUUUUCCAAAAAGAUUUUAAAAAAUCCAUCUUGCACAAAGUACUUUUUAAAAGUAUGACGUCUCAAAUCUCAAAGUUAACACCUUGGUGAUGUUUCACUGCUGAUCUUUCAUAACUGCAUGUUGAGGCUCUGUUGCGUGAUGUAAGUCAACCCAAUCCUGUGACCUUUUGUGAAUCGACAGACACAGUCACAGGUACUGGAUUAGUGUGACGUGUGUGGGCAUGUGUGUGUGUGUGUGUGUGUGUAUCUCGAAAUGUUUGAGCAGCUUUGGAAGCACAGAGAGCACAGUGUCAAACACUACAGGAAGGAACAGAGAAAAAAGCAACUCAGGUGUUGAUCAGAAAGCUCUGCCACAUGACAUUUUAGCAGUGAAAAAUAUUCAUCACUCAGGAUUAUGCGGAAAUCCUGACGGCUGAACUUGUGAUUUAGUGCGAAAUCCUUAAAAUCCACGGCUUAGCAUACCGAAAAUACUGGGAUUUUCCAAAUCUUCCCUUUUUUUCAUCAUACCUGAUUAGCUUAAAUGUACAAAAAUGCUAAAGCUAAUAGGGUGCAGAAACAAUAACAUGACCAAAUAAGAUCAAGCAUUAGUGUCAUACAUGCAAUCUAUGACAAUUAAAAGACAGAAUUUUAGGUGAAUAUUUUUCCUCUCUCUAAAAAAAAAGUAAGAGUUCUCUAAAAUAUUAGCACAAGCACUAAAAUACAAGAGCUGCACCGGUAGAUGAUGAUAAUGUUGACAUUUGUGAUGCACUUAUUGUACAGGUAUGUUGGCAAUCAGCUGUGGCGAAUUUAAAUGAAUAAAAAUAAAGAUUUAUCACAUUUAACUAAUGAUUUUACUGGGGGUCAAUUGCUGUCACAUGGUUAGCUAUUUUUUCUUAAUAAAUUCAAUAAUCUCUUGAAAACUGCCUUGUGUGUUUAUCCUGGUCGUCUCUGACAUUCAAAUUUGUUUGAUCUUUGACGUAAAAUGCAAAACAAAUCUGUUCAUUGCAGCGUGAAUAUCCAAC
Messenger RNA from Xiphophorus maculatus (southern platyfish), 3201 nucleotides. RefSeq names its product glucokinase regulator (gene gckr). Gene Ontology annotation, cellular component: nucleoplasm; mitochondrion; cytosol. Gene Ontology annotation, molecular function: carbohydrate binding; enzyme binding; enzyme inhibitor activity. Lineage: Eukaryota; Metazoa; Chordata; Actinopteri; Cyprinodontiformes; Poeciliidae. Gene Ontology annotation, biological process: negative regulation of glucokinase activity; glucose homeostasis; carbohydrate derivative metabolic process. The transcript has 20 exons. The record is from RefSeq and is a predicted model, not a curated record. The coding region runs from base 37 to 1896 and encodes 619 amino acids.